AAGGAGAACUGUCGGUCAUAUUUCUCUGCCCUGGGCAGAGCAGAUUUCUCCGUUCUUUCCCACGGCCUUGACAAAAAGACCAUCCUGUUCAAUGAUGCAAAGGACUGCCUGGGUAUAUCUGGUGUGAGCCUGACCAGUUAUCAGGUGGAGGUUCUGGGGAAUAUGGCGUGCACACUGGACCCCUCCUACAUCCAGAACUCUCACCCUCUCAUUUUGGAGAAACUGAAGAACUGUGGAGAUCUUUCUGAUUCUCAGAUCACUGCUGUACAGUCUUUGCUCCUCAGUGGGAACACCGCUUAUGGUUAUCCCUCAACGUGGAAUGAGCAGACCGUGGAGCAACUCAGCAUCCUGGCUGUCUAUUUCAAGUCAGACCUCUGCAACACACUUAGCUUUAAUGUAAAGAGGAAGUUCUUUUCAGUCCUGAGGAGGCAGAAGAUCCCGAUGAAGAAGCUAAGGACAUUCUUUACAGAAUGCAACUCAGAAAGUGCUACAGUGAGCAACAUCACAGCGGUGACAAUUGCAGAUGCGUCGUUUCCUUUCGGCUUUAACUCCACCCAGUUUGAUCUGUAUCUGGACAUCGCUGUCCUGCAGAACAACCUGGCAGCCAUCACUGAGAAAGUGGUGGACACCAGCUUCCAGACCGUCAUUCUGAACAAGUUAAACCAGAUUUACCCAUCAGGCCUUAAUGAUGGUGUGCUGCAGCUACUGGGUUCCGCUUCUCGUGUGGCCACUAUUGAUGACAUUAGCAAGUGGAACAUUACCAUAAUUGACACACUGUCCUCUUUGAUGGACUCAAAUGAUGGACUCUGGGAACCAGAAAAGAGUAAAGCGGUUAUUAUGAGGUAUCUGAGCAUGGGGAAUCGCUCUCUGGGAAGUGCUGAAAUAAAUGCAGUUGGUUCCAACAUCUGUACUUUAAACAUCAGUGUACUGGAAAAUAUCAAUGCUGAUAGCCUAAAGGAGGUCCUGUUUCCAGAUCUUUCCUCAUGUACCAUCGAACAGAAAUCCGCUCUGUACAUCACAGCCAACACUUCAUUCAGCAAUCAACGCAGCAAAGCAUACUACCAAAUUAUGAGACCUUACCUGGGUGGAGCUCCUGUGGAGGGUAUACAAGCUCUUUCUACCCAGAACAUCAGUAUGGACAUCACCAUAUUCAUUAGUCUGGACCCUGCUGUUCUCAAGAUCCUGAAUGUGAGCACAGUGAGGGAUCUAAUGGGGGUAAACAUAGCUGAUCUGAAGCUGUUUGAGAACUCCUCAGUGGUUCAGUCCUGGGUGUCACGACAGAACCAAUCUGAUCUGAACACACUGAAUCUUGGCAUCAUCAACCACAACCCUUGUUAUGGUGUAGACAGGUGACCUUUUUAAUCAAAUGAAAAACGAGCAAACUUUAUAGAGAACGUUUUUAGUAGAUGUAUAACAUUAUUCUUUUUUUCUUGAUAGCGAGUUCGCAUCUGGAAAUGUUUCUGCAGUACUGUGCAACUUCAGCAUUCCUGCCUAUGCCUGUUCAUCAGUUAAUGCUCAUGAUCUGGCCACACUGCUCACAUGCAAACUGACAAGCAGCCUGAACUACUCUAAAGACGCUUGGAAGCUUUUCUUCCAGAAUUUUUCUGGACCUUUGGAUGAUGUACUGGACAGGUUUUCA
Molecule: messenger RNA, 1639 nt
Organism: Pangasianodon hypophthalmus (striped catfish)
Lineage: Eukaryota; Metazoa; Chordata; Actinopteri; Siluriformes; Pangasiidae
Product: mesothelin-like protein
Exons: 11
Coding region: 163-1353 (396 amino acids)
Biological process (GO): cell-matrix adhesion
Cellular component (GO): cell surface
Source: RefSeq, a predicted model, not a curated record